Messenger RNA from Argiope bruennichi, 4574 nucleotides. Its product is annotated as high mobility group protein homolog TDP-1-like. Lineage: Eukaryota; Metazoa; Arthropoda; Arachnida; Araneae; Araneidae. The transcript has 6 exons. Bases 168 to 1427 code for a protein of 419 amino acids. The record is from RefSeq and is a predicted model, not a curated record.
UUACAUUCUUGUAUUAAACUCCGAAUUUAUAAAAAGAGAAUUAAAUUUAUUUCUAUAUAGUUGUUACAAUCGAAUGAUUGAAUUAUUUAGUCAAUAUAUUGAUUUAAAUAUUUAUAUUAUUUUAUUUGAUGAGAGAAGUUAAAGAAAAUUUUGACUAAUUUGAAAAAAUGUCUGCCGAUAAGCUGUAUCCAUAUGGCUUGCCUUUGGGGCAUAGGAGUUUAAGUCUUCCUACAGAAUAUGAUUAUCAUCAAGCAAUGGCUCAGCAUGCUGCUGCAGUAUCUGCAGGUAAUAGUUCUCUGCAUCCAGCAAUGUCUCAGAUCCCCAUGAUGCCUACAGGUUUGAAUCUCUCAAUGAAUUCUGGAAAUCAUUCUCUGGGUAGUGGAAUACAAUCUGGUGUUAGCAAUACGCAUCAUAUGUCACAUGUAGGCAACAUGAGUGGAGGAGGCAAGAUGAAAAAGAAGUUGAAAGUAAAUAAAGACGGUAUUCCUGCUCCUAAGCGGGCAACAACUGCCUAUAUAAAUUUCACUCAGUGGUAUAGAGAAGAUCAGAAAAGAAAUGGGAGACAAAUACCAAAGAUAGGUGAUUUUGGGAAAGAAUGUGCUACUAAAUGGAAUAGUAUGACUGGUGAAGAGAAGCAGCCAUUUCUUGAAGUAGCUGCUCGUGAUCGAGAACGUUAUAGAAAAGAAAUGUCUAUUUAUAAGCCUGCUCGUGAUGUAAACAAACCGAAACGUCCUGGCACAGCUUUUAUGCUGUUUAUGGCUGAUUUGAGAAAAGAAAUGGCUGGGAAAGAACCAGAAGGUGGAGUUGCUGCUUUAGCAAAAUUAGGUGGUGAACGCUGGAGAGCUAUGUCAGAUGAAGAAAAACGGAAAUAUGUGGAGAUGCAAAGUGAAGAAAAGAUACGUUAUGAAGCUGAUAUGGAAGAAUAUCGUAAAAAGCAAAGCAUUGCAAAUCUUCAACAAGCAAAUAAUCCUCCUCGCACUGAAGAACCUUCUAAUGAUGGUUCUGAUAGUCUAGAUUUGCCAGCUACAAAUACAUCACAGUUACCUCAAUUGUCUCAAGUUGCAUCUAAUUCAGGUUCAUCAACGCCAUCGCCUACAGAGACGCCUACCCCUGCAUCUCAGUCAAAUAGUGCUUCUCCACCACCACCUACACUCAGUCCAGGUCCAACUGACUCAUCUACUUCAGAAAGCCCUAAUAGUUCCAUGGCUGCUUUAUCCUCACUUACUAAUCCAAUGUCUUUAUCUCAUGCUAUGGCAAUGGGCUAUGCUCAGCAUACUCUUUCUAAUUUUGCACAUGCCAGUGGCAUGUUGAUGUCAAAUCCAAAUUAUAGCCAAAUGCAUAGUGCUAUGCCAUCAUCUGCUUAUCUUUCAUCGUCAAAUCCUAAUUAUAAUCAAGCUCAUAUGCAGGGACCAUAUAACUGGAACUGAAGAUUUUGAUUUAUAUGUGCAGUUAUUCUUUCAAGAAAUGUUGAAACAACAUCCUGUUUCUAUAUGCAUUUAUUAAGUUUUUAUUCUCUUCUUUUGUGGCUAUGCUUAUAUUAAAUUGUUAAAAAAUUGUUAUGUUAAAACUGGAUGUUUGUUGGUUAUGGAAAGUAUUUUGCACAUUUAGCAAAUUCUGUAUGAAAUUCAUAUAGCAAUACGAAUAAUUUUAUUUAAUCAAUUGAUUCAAUAGAUUGUAAUGUUAAUUAAUGUCAUCUACCUAUGUGUUAUUAAUUUAGAUUUUAUUGCCAUAUUUGUGUUUUAAAUUCUCAUUAGUUUGAAGAGAAAUAUAUUUGUCAUCAAAUCUUAUGAAACGUGUACAGUUGCAUUAGUUUACUAAUUUUUAAAAUAUUUGGAUUACUGAUUUGGAUUUCUAGUCAGAUAGCUGAUCAAAAUUUUGAAAAAAUUUUUACACCAUAAAUAAAAGGAAUGGCUGCUUUCUCCCCCCCCCAUACACUUUAUUAAAUUCAUGCUUUUAAAAGCUGUAUGGAAUUUUUUUAAUCUAAUACUUUAUUCCGUAAUUUGCAUUUUUGCAAUGACAUUUUUACAUAAAUUUUAUUUAAGGUACUAUUUGGAAUGUAAUUUGAGUCGUUUUCGUUAUCUAAUUUGAAAAUGCCUUUUUAUAUCGGAAAAAAUCUUUUUAAAUCAGCUGUGACUUUUUCUGAGUUUCGAAUAUAUGAAGCUAUAAUUAUUUUAGAAUUUAUAGGAAAUGAAAUAUAUGUAUUAAUAAAAAUAAUUUAUUUUGUACUGCCAUAUUUUCUAUAGCUGGUGUUCAUUUAAAUUGUUAUAUUUUUCUGGCAAUUUAUAACCAGUAGGUACCUUAUUUCAAAGCUGAUAAUACUAUUCAUAGAAUGGUGUGUAAAUCUCUUAAAAUUGCAUGGCAUGUGUUUCAUUAAUUCUACUGUAUUGUUUAUGUUAGAAAUAGCAUAAACUUGUAAAACUUGCCUUCAACUUGCAUAAUAUUUAGAUUUGAUUACUUGCACAAUGCAGAGGGUUUUUUUUCUUUCUAUUUUAAUUUUCAUUUAUCUGAAAGUACAAACUAGAGUGCAUUUAUAUAAUUUAUGAAUACUCAAAACUCAUAUUGUUCGUAACUCAAAAUAUUUUGAUGUGUGUUGUAGUAAAUUUUGAUAAGUGAUUUUUAAGGUUUGUUUCUACUCUGUAUUAGUUUCAGUAGCUUGUAUCGAAGCUUUCUUCCCCCUUUCAUCUGGGCUUCUUAGCUAGUUUCAUCUUUUAAUAGAAUUGGAUUAUGCAUAGUUUUUACUAAAUAUCAAAUCUUGAAACAGAUAAAAAUAAAUUCAUUCGCAAGUUUUUAUUGAAAUUUUGUGUAAUUCUUCAGGUUACUUAUGAUUUCUCAUAUAAAUAAAUAUAUCUAUUGGGGAUGGUUGGGCAUUUUUAGUAUCAUUUUUUUUCUUCCUUAUGAAUGAGAAUUUUGCAAUUGCAGUGAUUUCAGUUUUCUUGGUAAUAGUUUGCUGAAUGGCAUAUAGAAAUUUUUUGUAGUGUGGUAUUAUUUUUAAAAGUAUGUUAGAUAUUUAAUUUUAUUUUUAUAUUAAUAUAUGGGGGUUUUCUGCUUGAGUUAAAGCAGUUGCAACUUUUCAGUGUGAAAAUUAUUUCGAGUUUGUUUUAUUGCAAUGUUUUAAUUGGGGUUUUCUCCCUCUCAUUUUUUUACUGGAAGUAAUUACAUUUGGAAUCUCUAAAUUAGCUUAGCUGAUAUGUACUAAAAUUUAUAAGUUUUAUCUUAUUUUUGUUAUUUUAUUUCGUAAUUUAUUUUUAAAAAAUUCAGUUUCUUUCAUACAUUAAAAAUUUGGUCCUGCCAUUCUCUUGAAUCUCAGAAGAAACAUCAGCAUCUGUCUAAAUUGUUUUAAGGAUUAAUUUCGUUACGCUAAUUUAUUGUAAAUUAUUUUUUAAAUAUUUUUAGUGAUAAUAGUUUGUGAACAAUUAUUUUUUUCUUAAAUAAUUGUAGAACCAUUCAUGCCUCUUGUAUUAUAAAAAGGCUUCUUUGCCUACAGUUCGUGUUCUUCUCUCUUUAUUACCAUCUGCUUCUUAUACUUUACAGUUUAAGUAACGUAUACACUAGUAGUUAUUCAUAACAUUAAAAUUUUUCUGAUUAAAUUAAGGAAACACAUUUUAUUUAUUGGCUGCUUCUAUCUUGCUACUUUAUAAAUGAAGGAGUUAGCAUUAAUAUGGGUUUCGUUAUGUUCGCAUCCCAUUUUUAAAACAACAUAAACGCUAUUUCCGUUUUAAAAAAGUGAAACUGACGUACAGAUUGUCUACUGUAUUUUCUUAGAAAAUAUUAACUAAGACUUUCAUUUUAAAUUGGGGAAAAAUUAUUUUUAAUACCGUUUUAGGAAUAUAUUUAAUUUUUCUUUGAAUACUAAUAUUACUUUGAGGGUUUCUGUGUAUGAAAAUAGUUUCCUCAAAUUGUAUGCAAAGUUCAUCACCAUCAGAACUUUAGCAUUAUUAUCAUUUCUUCACGUAAGACUAAUUAAAUAAAAAUUCUGACAAUUGGUGAAGUGAAACUUAUAAAAAAAAUUAUGUUCACAUUACUCUACAGGAGGAGGAAGUCUUUCUGCUGUAAUGAUUUGAUUAGAAUAUCUGUUUCAUUGUUUAAUUUUUAUUUUCUUGUGUUAUAUAAAGAGUUUAUUUCCAUUAUUAGAUUGUAUCUAUUAAAAUCUAUGCUAAAUUUUGUCUUGUAUAUAUUUAUUGGAAUAUUCUGGGAUUCAAGAGUUUGUAUUUCAAGGAGUUAUUUUAAUGUCUGUAUUAAUGUGGAAGCAUACAUUUUUGUGAUAUUUACAUUAUUGUGUGUUUAAUGUUUUAAAAUAUGUGUGUAGAUGCAUCAUUUCUUUUUUAAAAAAAUGAAAAAUAUUUUGAUAUGUAUAUUAAAUAAAUAUUCACGAGUUUUUAUUACGUUACAAAAACUUCAAUAUGUAUACGAAUUUACAAUUUUCUGCCAAUCUUCAGCAGCAUUAAUGGUGUCUGUUAGACAUUAAAUAUUUUUUUAAUCAAAAUAUAAUUUCAAUAUUUAUAAUAUUUAAACUUUCAUUUUGUUAGCCAAUUUAUUAAUUUCAUUAUUCUGUGACACUGUAUAAUUUGCUAUAC